UCUAUUCAAUCCCUUUGCUUUCUCUAUAUCAAUUCUUUAGGGUCCAGUCCCCAAAAGUAUUGCCACAAGAACCAAUCAAAGCAGGGAAGAAACCAAGAUAAACUACCCCCUACCUAUAUUUCAUUUUCCCUUCUCUGCCCUUCCUUAGUUGUCUCCUUUCCUACAGAAAGAUUGAGUCCACCCCAAAGUCAAAGUCAAAACUAAUCUCUGGAGGUAGUUUCCGAAACUGCCUUACAAUUCAGUUUACAUUUCUGAAGCUCCUACUGUAUGUGUGCUAUGCACUGAAUAUGUACUGUCCUGUAGGCUGACAGGGACCCAGAAAGUGGCACAGCUAAACAGUCAAAAUGCUCAGGAGACUUGAGUGUGUGUGUGUGUGUGUGGGGGGGGGGACUUGCAGCUCCCUGCUCGUCCAGCGCCCUGCGCCCCCAUACAGUACCAGUACUAGUCCCCCAUUUCCGUCCUGUUCCAGCCCAGGGAGCUGCCCAGCAGGAACUGCCCUGCGUGGAGAUAUAGGCGCAGGACUUUAGGCGCCUCUUUUUCUCUGCCUUCUGGCGGCGCCCAGAAGAUGUGUCCUUGAAGGGUCCUUCUUGCUCCGACUAGACUGGCACAGUUUCCCAUCCAGGAUGCUCAGCUCGGUGCAGAGCGGCUAAGUGAGAGGCUCUGCUCGCUGCCCGCUGCCCGCUGCCCGCUGUCCCCUGCCCCGGCGCGGGUGCAGCCGCCCCCGUCCCCGCGAGACUGACGGCUCGGACCCGCCUCGGACCGCAGCCCGAGCUGCCACCGCCGCCGUCCUCGGCUGGGCCGGGCCGGGGCAAGGCCAGGGCAGGGCCGAGGAGGACAGGCCAGGAUCCCGGCUGGUGACUGGAGGAGGCUUUUCCUACGUCUCCCGGGGCGUCCCCGCCGCUGCCUCUGGACGCGAUGCUCCGCUGGAUGCGUGGUUUAGUGCUGACAGCAGCUGACGAUAGCGAUAACGGAGACGAGGAGUCCAACCGCCGCUAUGAAAACCUCUUCGUGCAGCUGGACCGCAACGGGGACGGGAGGGUGGACAUCACCGAGCUGCAGGAGGGUCUCGGGAAGAUGGGCAUCUCUCUAGGCAAAGAGGCCCAGCAGGUGGGCAAAGACAAGCCGGAGAAAGGCAGGGAUGGGACGGAGGUGGGCAAAACCAAACCCUUUCCCCCAAGAUCUAGCGAAAGAGCCCUGGCUAAGGAUUUUUUAAAGGUUAGUGAUGCUAACCACGAUGAGCAGCUAGACUUUGAAGAAUUUAUGCAGUACCUUAAAGACCAUGAGAAAAAAAUGAAGUUGGCAUUUAAUAGUCUGGACAAAAAUCAAGAUGGAAUGAUUGAAGCCUCAGAAAUUAUCCAGUCGCUCAAGAUACUAGGCAUAGAUAUUUCUGAACGACAGGCAGAGAAAAUUCUUCAAAGCAUUGAUACUGAUGGGACAAUGUCAGUGGACUGGAAUGAAUGGAGGGAUUAUUUUUUAUUUAACCCAGCAGCAAACAUUGAGGAAAUCGCACGGUAUUGGAAACGGUCUACUGGGAUUGACAUAGGGGAUAGCGUAACUAUUCCUGAUGACUUCACAAAAGAGGAAAGAGAAUCUGGCAAGUGGUGGAGACGCCUGCUGUCAGGUGGGAUAGCUGGGGCAGUCUCGAGAACCUGUACAGCACCCCUAGAUCGUCUGAAAAUCAUUAUGCAGGUCCAGGCUGCAAGGUCGAAGCACAUCCAUUUUGUUGAUGGAUUUAAGCACAUGGUGAGAGAAGGAGGCGUCCUAUCCCUUUGGAGGGGAAAUGGUGUGAAUAUUUUAAAAAUUGCACCAGAAACGGCUAUUAAGGUCUUAGCCUACGAUCAGUAUAAGGCAUUGCUUACUCAUGACAGUACCAAAAUUAACAAUAUUGAGAGAUUUGUUUCUGGUUCUUUGGCUGGAGCAACUGCACAGACUUUAAUCUACCCCCUAGAGGUUAUAAAGACCAGGUUGGCUCUAGGUAGAACUGGACAGUACUCAGGGAUGUUCAGUUGUGCCAUGCAAAUCAUGAAGAACGAACCCCUUGGAACUUUUUACAAAGGCUAUAUCCCUAACUUUCUAAGCAUCCUUCCUUAUGCUGGUAUAGACUUAUCCGUCUAUGAGAUUUUGAAGAAUUAUUGGCUAAAUAACUAUGCCGAAGACUCUGUAAACCCUGGGGUAUUGCUGUUGCUGCUAUGUAGUGCCUCAUCUAACUUUUGUGGUCAGUUAGCCAGCUACCCUCUGAACCUGGUGAGAACGCAAAUGCAGGCCCAAGAUUUCCAUUGCUGGUGUGCCACAGCCUCCUCACACUCACUGUGCAGUAUCCCGUGGCCAUUUGAAGCUUUCGUUCUUCAGAGGCUGUGGUAUUCCAUGACUCACUGCUCAGCAUCCCCACCAGAAGAAUAUGAAUAUUACAGAGAUAGCCUUUUAUUUGCAGAGUCAUUAAAACUGUUGUGUAAUUUCCUGAAUGCAAUCCAGCCCACUCUGUUCCUCCCACUUACUUCUGAAUUCAUUUCAGUGUCUGGUCCAAGAUAAAUGCAUUGAUGAGCAAGCUCUCUGAGUUAACCAGCCAUCCAACUGCAUAUCAUAGCCUGGACAACAGGCAUUUCUAGCUAGCUUAACUAAGGUGUGGAGAAGGCAUUUAAUGGAUGAUUAAUAAUGAAGCUAAUUCAUCCUGACCAUUUCCAAUUUUAAAAAAUUAGUAUUAAUAACUAAGAUGAUAAGUACAAUAUAUUCCUGAAACAAGCUUGAUUUAGAGAAGCAGUGCAAUGUAGGGAAUAUAGAAGGCUGGGUUUUGGAGUUAGGAGAACCUGACUUCAAAUUUGGUCUUUGACAGGUACAAGCUCUGUGACCAUGGCCCAAAUCACAUAAUUUCUCAGCGCCUGCGAUAACUCUUUAAGACUGAAAAUUACAGUCGAUUGUUGUUCAAUCAUUCAAUUGUGUCUGACUCUUUUAGACCCCAUUUGGGGUUUUCUUGGCAAAGAUACUUGGAGUGAUCUGCCAUUUCUUUCUCCAGAUCCAUUUUACAGAUGAGAAAACUGAAGCAAGCAUGGUAAAGUGACUUUCCCAGGGUCACAAGAGCUAGAAAGUGUCUGAGGUCAGAUUUGAACUCAGGAAGAUAGACUUCCUGACUCCGUCCUGGCGUCCUAUCCACUGCAUGACCUAGCUGCCUACUAUAGAUUUACUAAUCUGCAUUAGUGGAGAAAAUGUCCACUAGGGAUUCUCCAGACAGAUAAAAUCAUAGGUCUGACCAAACAAGUUUUAGUUUACAUGACCAAUUUUCUAAACAGCCAUCAUUUUCUUUCCAAAUAUUUUGAAUAGGACUUAGAAAAUAUCGACUAGUUGAAGGAAUCUCCCCAAACUCAUGCCAUUAAGCUUGAUGGCUCCUGAUAAAGUUUGUUAUAAAGUAUUAGAUCAAUUAUGAAAGUCCAGUUAUAAUAAAUAUUUGUUGAUUUGAACUACUUUCUGAGUUUUUUGAAACAGAGAAAUAAUGCAUCUGAAACAUUUUAAAAUGUUACUUUUGCUUUCAUGACAUUAUCCCUGAUAUAUACCUCUAUUCAUCUAUAACAGAAGACUUCUAGGGACCUAAUUUCAUACUUUCAACUCUUUCUCUGUACUUUGAAAUAAAAAUCCUGAAUGGUAGUGCAUAAGAUGCAGGUUUUGAUUGUUUACUAAAAGAUGCAUGGGAAUGGACAACUGAAUUAUCUGUUGAAAUUUUUGUCUUCAGAAAAGUGAAAAUAUUUGUAACUUCAUUUGUUACCAUACCUCAAAGAUAUUUAAUUUAAUUUGUAAGAAAUGAAAAUGAUUUAUAUGUAAUUGAUCUAUCUGGACUUCAGAUUAGUCUCU
Dromiciops gliroides (monito del monte) is the source of this 3840-nucleotide messenger RNA. RefSeq names its product calcium-binding mitochondrial carrier protein SCaMC-1-like. Lineage: Eukaryota; Metazoa; Chordata; Mammalia; Microbiotheria; Microbiotheriidae. The record is from RefSeq and is a predicted model, not a curated record. The transcript is spliced from 10 exons. Gene Ontology annotation, biological process: transmembrane transport. Gene Ontology annotation, molecular function: calcium ion binding; ATP transmembrane transporter activity. Gene Ontology annotation, cellular component: mitochondrial inner membrane. Bases 916 to 2529 code for a protein of 537 amino acids.